AGACUUUCAAAAAGCACUCAAAAUUUAGCAAUUCUGUAAAAAAUAAAAACCCUAGCCCAAAUUCCUAUUUAUAAAUAAAAAUCCAAACUUUCAAAACUAUCCCUGUCACUCUUACACUCACCUUGUUGUCCAUGUCCCAAAAAUCCCCAUCAGUUCAAUCUGAGAAGAAGAAGUACAAAGAUGGGUUUUUUGGUGAUAUAAUGAUGCUACCUAAAGUGCUUUUGCCUGAGAAAGAUGCUGUGCCCUCUCCUUUUGAGCUUCGUUUUCAGCUUCCAGAUUUCAGGGCUGCCAUUCAGGAUGUUGUGAAGUCGAGAGAAGUUGGAGAAUUUCUCAGUGGCGCUUUAGCAGGGGCAAUGACUAAAGCUGUUCUUGCUCCUCUCGAGACCAUCAGGACAAGGAUGGUGGUUGGUGUUGGACCCAAAAAUAUUUCUGGUAGUUUCAUUGAGAUCAUAGAACAGCAGGGUUGGCAAGGACUGUGGGCUGGCAAUGGAAUCAAUAUGCUUCGUAUAAUUCCUACCCAAGCAAUCGAGCUUGGAACAUUUGAGUGUGUAAAGCGAGCAAUGACAUCAGCACAAGAGAAAUGGAAUAAAGAGGAAUGCCCAAAGAUGCAAAUUGGUCAUGUCACUCUGAACUUUUCUCUCAACUGGAUUUCUCCAAUUGCUGUGGCUGGUGCAGCUGCAGGAGUUGUUAGUACACUUAUGUGCCAUCCUCUUGAAGUUUUAAAGGAUCGAUUGACUGUGAGUCGUGACAUAUAUCCUUGUUUAACUGUUGCAAUCAGCAAGAUUUACAAGGAUGGUGGGGUCGGUGCUUUUUAUGCUGGUAUUUCACCUACCCUGAUUGGGAUGCUCCCAUACAGUACAUGUUACUAUUUCAUGUACGAGACAAUGAAGAAAUCGUACUGCGAAUCAAAGAAGAAAAAGGCAUUAAAUCGACCAGAGAUGCUCCUUCUCGGAGCUCUUUCAGGUUUGACGGCUAGCACCAUCAGCUUUCCUUUGGAGGUUGCCAGAAAGCGGUUGAUGGUAGGGGCUUUGCGGGGUAAAUGUCCACCGCACAUGGCAGCGGCACUUUCUGAAGUCAUUCGGGAGGAGGGCUUGAUGGGCCUUUACAGGGGAUGGGGUGCAAGCUGUUUAAAAGUCAUGCCAGCGUCUGGCAUAACCUGGAUGUUCUAUGAAGCUUGGAAAGACAUACUUAUCUCUGAGAAAGUUUUCUUAUGACAAAUCUAGCAAAAUUUGGCCACAGGUUAUAGAUGGUUUUUUUUUUCUCAGAAUUCUGACGUCGACGGUGCUUGUGUGCCAGUAAAGCCAGUGGAUAAUACACCAAUGACAAUCUGACAUGAUUCAGCGACAAUCAGGGUUGUGAUUGAUUGCAGGGGAGGGCUGCAUUUUUCUUAGAGCCCAUUGCAAUGCCGAACCAGAAUUUUUUAUCGAACUUCUACUUAUGGCAUUUCAUAAAGAUUUAAAUACAUCUAUCAGUAAUUUUCUUAUAUCAAUUAAGGAAUGUUUCCUGUAAGCGCCUGAUUUGUUCUUCGGAGUCUUUUGGGUUCUUUCUGUUUUUCUUUUAAUGUUUUUUUCUCAUUAAAAUGUCAGGAAAAGUAAUUGCUUUUGUAUUUAUACGUCAUAGAAGGUGAAAUGUUGAAGGUCUUGAGAAUUCAGAUU
This is a messenger RNA of Mangifera indica (mango), 1655 nucleotides long. Its product is annotated as probable mitochondrial adenine nucleotide transporter BTL1. Lineage: Eukaryota; Viridiplantae; Streptophyta; Magnoliopsida; Sapindales; Anacardiaceae. The record is from RefSeq and is a predicted model, not a curated record. The transcript has 6 exons. Gene Ontology annotation, biological process: transmembrane transport. The coding region runs from base 132 to 1214 and encodes 360 amino acids.